This is a messenger RNA of Fukomys damarensis (Damara mole-rat), 4513 nucleotides long. RefSeq names its product LDOC1 regulator of NFKB signaling (gene Ldoc1). The transcript has a single exon. NCBI's taxonomy places the organism in Eukaryota, Metazoa, Chordata, Mammalia, Rodentia, Bathyergidae. The annotation marks the transcript as partial. The record is from RefSeq and is a predicted model, not a curated record.
ACCCACUGCUCGCGCUGGCGCGCUGACCCCCCGCGUGGCCUUGUGGGCGGAGCUAUCACAACCUCCCCGACCCAGCCUCGCACCCCCGCUCCCUUGGCCGUAGAGCCUGCAAAGUCGCGCAUUUCCUGCGAGGCCUUAGUGUGUACUUUGGCCCAUUCGAACCGAACCGAGGAGCCCAGGCCUUCCAAGCAGAUCGCGACGGACGAAGUGGUGCUGCUGCUCCACGCACUUCUGGUGCGGCACCGCGCCCUGAGCUUGGAGAACAGCCAGCUUGUGGAGCAGCUGCGGCUGCUGGUGUGCGAGCGGGCCAGUCUUUUGCGCCAGGUACGUCCGCCGAUCUGCCCCGUGCCUUUCCCUGAAACGUUCAACGGAGAGAGCGCCCGGCUCCCCGAGUUUAUCGUGCAGACGGCGUCUUACAUGCUCGUGAAAGAAAACCGAUUCUGCAACGACGCCAUGAAAAUGGCAUUCCUAAUCAGCCUGCUCACUGGGGAAGCCGAGGAGUGGGUGGUGCCCUACAUCGAGAUGGAUAGCCCCAUCCUAGGCAAUUACCGGGCCUUUCUCCAGGAGAUGAAACAGUGUUUUGGCUGGGAUGACGAGGAAGACGAGGAGCAUGAGGAAGAGGAUGAUUACUAGGUCUCAAGGAGGAGAGAACUGCAUGCUACCUCCCCCACCACCCCCUACCACUCCCGGAGCUGCAGCGUUCAGCCCCCUCCUCCCUCCUGUGUCCCCUUCCGCUCGCUCUCACUCUCCCUUUCUCUCUUCCUUCCCCUGUAGUGCUUGUCUUUGUUCCAAGAGUACGGCCCGAGUCACCCGCAGGUACUGGGGCUGGGCCUUGCUCUGAAGCAUGCUGUGUCAACUCUGGCCAGCCCCAAUCCCCUUCCCUUGCUACUCUGAACUAUGUCCUGAGCCCCAGUUAUUGGCCAGGCUCCUGUGACAACUGCCACCACCUGCCUACAUCUGCCAGUGACCUAGUCUACCACAACCUACUCCAUCCUACGGACAGACCACGGCUUUUGGAGAUAAGGACCAACAUAGAAGAUGCCUGAGUUGGCUACAGCUCUACAGUUUUACAACCUGGAUAGUUGCCUCCUCACUCCCAGGUUCCUUCCCUGCCCUCCUAGAUUGCUGCGGGAGCCCGGUGUGCCUGGCAGCCAAGAUUCUGCACCGGUUUUGCACAGCUGUUGUUUUUCGGAAUCCCAGCAGUCUUACACAGAUGUGCGCAUUUGGACAAAUGAUGAUUAAAUACAAUGAAGCAAAUAAGCAGGAAUAGGCACUCAUCCCAGCUCCUCAGUACUACCUGGAAAAAGAGUUGGCAAUCUUUUCAGUAAAUAUCAAGCACUACGAAAGAUAGAGAUGGGUUGUCUUUUAGUGGUUAAGUAUGGUCAUUGGCCUCUGCCACUCGCACUCUUCCCACGUAAGUCCCGUUGAGAUCUGGGAAUCCAAUUCAAUCCCAGGAUUUCCUACUGGCAUCUCUAGGGGCCAGAGAACAGCAACAGAGGACAGUGUAGCUAUGCUGAUGUUUUCUGCACCAAGGUAUUUCUUAAAACCUUGGUGAAAGAAGUGUCUUCUGGAGCCCUGAAGGUGGCACAGGUAAAAGGUGGCCCAACUGGUGGCUCAUCAUCCCAAGGCAGGAUACUGCGGAGGAUGAGAGAGCACAUUAUUAAUAGUUAGACGAAGACAACAGAAGUACACCUUAAAGUUCCUACUUCUCUGAGCUUUUGGGUUCCUUAACACUGCCAGGGAAAUUCUGUGUCUCAGUCCUUAUUGCCUGAGGGCUGUUGAAUUCACAGCUCAUUAAAUAACAUUGCACAUUAUUUUAAUGCUACUUUCAAAUGCUUGGGCUAAUGUUAAAUACUGAAUCAUGUAUAAGUGUGCCCAUGGUUAACAUGAAUAUGGCCCAAUUUUAACAUUUCCUCUUCCUUAGAAUGCCCAUUCGUACAUAUGCCCCAGAUAUUUACCUAGAAAUUGGCAAGCUACUUGGUUAUCUCUAGAACCAGACCUCGUGCUUCUGUUUAGGGAAUGGAGCAGGGAAUGGGUAAGUGCUAGGCAGAACCUGCAUACCACUGUGGGUCUGUAACCCCAGGUGAAGUCACUGAAAUGUGUAAAGCAGAGACUUGGUUGAGGGAUUUUGGGGGAUUACCUCUGGUAGUCAGGAAAUUUCAAGAAAAUUUUACGGGUCUUGACUUCUCAGUCUUACGUCUGUCUGCAUGUAGGUCCUCAUUUUAUAUUGUCUGGAGUCAACACAACCUAAAGGACUUUAUUUCAUUAGAGAAAUGCAUUUUCCUUAUUCUUUGAAACUCUUUGAAGAAGGAUGUUCUUUUAUUUGUGCUGUGAGAAUGCAAGUGUGGAUUAAAUAUCAGAUGUUAUUAAUCAUACCAGUGAUUUUAUAGGUGUGGACUAAAUUAAAUUCCCCUCAUAAGGCAUUUAGAACUGCUCUGGCUAGAGUUUGAGCACUUGUAAAUAUUCCUAGGUGUGGGAAGCAAACUCUUAGGAAGAGGUCUCUGGCCAAGAGUUUGACUUUUGUAGGUAAAAGUCAGGGGUGAAGGAAGUUGAGGAUAAGUCCAGACAGCAUAAGCCCUGUGGGGAAAAAGACUUCCUGUGAUUAGCGAGGAUGCUAAGCCACGGUAGUAUCCAACUAGCAUCCAAGAGUGGUAGGCCAAGGGCCCUGGUGAUUUGAAGUGCACAUUUCCUGAACAUAUGUGAAAGUGCCUAACAGGUUGCCAUGCCUGUGUUUAUGCCUGUGUGUGUGUGCAUACAUAAGGUAUACACUUCAGGCAUCGUGGAGAAACAGAUUAUUCUGUGAGCUGCGGGAAAGUGUGACAUUCUGUCUACCUUGGGGAAAGAUUGCACAAUGAAAACAAACAUGGCAAGGGCACUAGGGAUUCAUGGAAAUGGCAUAAGGCAUUGCAAAUGUAAGAAGUGGAUAAGCAUAUCCAGAAAAACAUCACCACUAGAUGAAAAUGGGAGAAGAUAGGUGGGAAUGCCAAAAUAGUAAAUACGAACUUCAAACUUCUGGAUUCUCCUCUUGAGCAUACUACUGUUGCAGUGGUCACUAGACUUGAAAUGGUUUCUGAAAUUAUAUUAUCAAUGAAAUGAAAAUUCUAUUACAGCUCAUUAUCAUUUAAUCAUAUUAAAUCUACCAUUAUGUCUUUGCGCUUUAUUUAUUUGAAUAGGUGAGCACUGACAUCCAUAAUUCUGUUGUUCUGCUUUGUAGUGUGGCAUAGAAACCUAGAGCUGCAUUAUGCACACUGAAGAUUUGAUUAUUUUCUGUUACUAAAACAGUAAAAACAUCAGCAACUUGGAGGCAGGCUAGAGGGAGGAGUCUUGUAAUGUUCUAGGUUCUUAAACAAUUAAAACUACACUGAUAAAGCAGUGUCCGUUGAAGGUCCUGAGUAUAUUUUCCUCAAUGGUAGGGUUGAAUUAUUGUAUGAAGAUCUGUGCUUCGGAGUAUAGAUUGUGUUAAGCAGUGUGCAAAGUGGUGGCAGCUAGCAUUACUGAGUAGAUCAAGUGUAUCCCCUACUAUCUCGGUGUGCUUAGUCUUGAAGGCAGAUUUCAUAUUCCGUGCCUUUAACGGUCCUGGGAACCUUCGACCUGCCUUAAUGAAAAUCUGGUCAUUCGAUGUGCAUUAUUCUUUUCUUCCUGACCGAAUUGCCUGUUAGGAUUUUCCCCUUUGUCUUCAAAUGUUGUGCUGUCUGGAGACGUUUUAUUUUAUUUUACAUUGAGAUGGACAGUGGAGCAUUUGAAGGAGUUGUGAACACCGUAGCAAGAUGUGUUAAUGAAAUAGAAGCACUCUUUUGGAUGAGUUGUGGGGAGACAGUGGGUUAGUUAGGAGGUGCUGUAAUGGGUGCUUCAGAACAGCGAGAUGAAGCGAAGUUUGUAUUCCUCCCUUAUUUAUUUUUCUCAUGACUCUAUUUACAGCAUGCUCAUGUUGCCUCUCCUUCUCCCCAAAUAAGCAAUAAUUUCAUCAACAAACGUGGAGUACAUUUCAUAUAUAUUAGCCAAAAUCCCUAAACAAUCAGUUUAAUAAACUGACCAGUCAGUUUCGAAUUAUCCAGUUAGCUCAAGAUGCAAAACUGUCACACGUGCUUUCUAUAUGCCUUAUUUUCAGGUUUUAGUUUUAAAACAAGAUUAGUGAAAGAAUGUAAAGGGAAUUACACGCCAGUCGUAACUGAAGUCGUGAUGCUUUUGAUUUAUCUGUUCUCUAGACACCAGGAAUCACGCCGCUGUGUAGGACUUGUAGAAACAGCUCAUUCAAACAUAUACAGUAAAAACUCCAGACUUAUACAUAAGUGGAGAGGAAGGGGUAAUGAAUUCCCACAGGCUCAUUUCCUGAAUCCAAAAAUGAUUAUGAUCUUUGCUUCUUCAAUCACUUUUCUUUUCUAGAAUUUUAAUGGAAUACUUUAAAACAAAUCCCAGCCAGAUAUUGCAUUGAUUCACCCUCCAAUAAUUCCAUAUGUUUCUCUAACAGACCGCAAAAACGAAAAUCUACAAUACUAUCAUCAUACCCACUAAA